Messenger RNA from Scomber scombrus (Atlantic mackerel), 5084 nucleotides. RefSeq names its product RNA binding motif, single stranded interacting protein (gene rbms3). The transcript is spliced from 14 exons. Lineage: Eukaryota; Metazoa; Chordata; Actinopteri; Scombriformes; Scombridae. Gene Ontology annotation, cellular component: ribonucleoprotein complex; cytosol. Bases 610 to 1860 code for a protein of 416 amino acids. The record is from RefSeq and is a predicted model, not a curated record. Gene Ontology annotation, molecular function: mRNA binding.
AGUCAGAAUCACAGUGUGUUUGAGCGAGAGGCAGAUUAAAGCCCAGGCGAAAGACUGGAGUGAAACAGCUUAAAUAGAGAAGUGAACCUAUACGUCCUCUCCCGUUUUCCUUGCCAUCCCUUUCCUCCUCCUCUCCUCCUCCUCUUCCUCUCCCAUUUUCCAACAUUCACAGGACUGCCAGAGCUACUGCCACCUGCACCUCCUUACGUCUUCUCUUUCCUCUUCAUCCUCUACCUCACCCUUAUCACGCGUUACUAUCCGAUACCAGCCGCUGACGGACACUCUGCUCCUGGUUCAAGCACUUGUGGAAAUAUUUCCAUUGAUCCAGCAGUGAGAGACUGAGUGAGCAUCUGGCUGAUACUGAGGCUCCGGACCAGUGAGGCACCCUACGUCAGGAGCUUUCCCGUCAGAGACAGAUCUUCUUCCCAGCCGCUGUCCGGCACGAAGACCCUGCCUUCUCCCUGGAGGACUGGCUAGCGACACAGUGAUACGGACAGCAAAGAAAGGAUUCGCAUUGCUCCUCUGCUGCCUCUAUCCCAUUGCUAGCUACUUGGCAGCUCCCGCCCCCGUGUCACCAUUCCCUGCCUCAGUGCUAAGGAUUCCAGCUACAUGGGCAAGCGAUUGGAGCAGCAGCCAAUGUACCCUCAGUACACCUACUACUACCCCCACUAUCUCCAGACCAAGCAGCCCUAUGCUCCACCCCCUCAUCCCAUGGCUCCUCCCAGCCCCAGCACCAACAGCUGCAGCCAGGGAGGGGCGGAGCAGCUGAGUAAGACCAACCUGUAUAUCCGAGGCCUGCCACCUGGGACCACCGACCAGGACCUCAUCAAGCUCUGCCAACCGUAUGGAAAAAUAGUGUCAACCAAGGCCAUUCUGGAUAAGAACACCAACCAGUGCAAAGGCUAUGGCUUUGUGGAUUUUGACAGCCCAGCUGCGGCACAGAAGGCUGUGUCGUCUCUCAAAGCCACCGGGGUGCAGGCCCAAAUGGCCAAGCAACAGGAGCAGGACCCCACCAACCUGUACAUCUCUAACCUGCCGGUGUCAAUGGAUGAACAGGAGCUGGAGAACAUGCUAAAGCCCCUGGGUCAUGUUAUCUCCACGAGGAUACUGAGGGAUGCCAACGGGGUCAGCAGAGGAGUCGGCUUCGCCAGGAUGGAGUCCACAGAGAAGUGUGAAGUAGUGAUACAACAUUUCAACGGAAAAUACCUGAAAACCCCGCCAGGAAUUCCAACUCCCAAUGAGCCUUUGCUGUGCAAAUUUGCCGACGGAGGGCAGAAGAAACGCCAGAGCCAGAGCAAGUACCCUCAGAACGGAAGGCCGUGGCACAGAGAAGGCGAGACUGGCAUGGCGUUAACAUACGAUCCCGCUGCAAUGCAGAACGGGUUCUACUCCUCGCCUUACAGCAUCGCCACCAACCGCAUGAUCGCACAGACCUCCAUCACGCCCUUCAUCGCUGCUUCCCCCGUCUCCACAUAUCAGGUCCAGAGUACGUCAUGGAUGCCUCAUCAACAAUAUGUUAUGCAACCUACAGGUGCAGUGAUCACGCCAGCCAUGGACCACACUAUGUCCAUGCAGCCUGCCAGCAUGAUGGGCCCUCUCACCCAGCAGAUGAACCAUAUGUCCCUGGGCACUACAGGAAGUUACAUGACUGCUGCAGCCGCCGCGGCGCCUAUGCAAGGGACCUACAUUCCCCAGUACACUCCUGUGCCUCCAACAGCCGUCCCUGUCGAAGGAGUGGUGACGGACGCCUCCCCCCAGACAGUGGCUCCCUCGUCACAGGAGGUGGCGGGCCAGCAGCAACAGAUGCAGGUGGACAGUGCUGCCGACCAUGUUCCUGCUUACUCAUACCAGUCCAAAUAGCAACAACCUGAGAAUGUUCCUGUGACAGCGUUGCCUUGAGACAGAGGGUGGCUGCACUGUGAAUGUGAGGAAAAGAGAAAAGAAAGAGAUUGCUUCCAGAUUGCCCAGGCACCAAAAAAGAGACACUUUUUUCAUUUCCUACCUGGCCUAUGAGAAAAAACAGCAAGGAGGAGGCAAAGAGUGGAGUGAGGAAGGGGAUGCGGAAAUUGCUGGGCACAGUGCAAAGAAGUGAAAUUGUUUAGUCUGGGAACCUGCCUGAAGGGCUGGGCUGAAGCUAGAAAAGUUUCUCAAAGAAAAUUCUCAACCAAUUAAAAAAAAAAAAGAGAAAAAAAAAACAAAUAUAAAAUGACAAAAAAAAAAAGAUUGAAUGCGAAGGUAGGUGAUGAAGUUUAUUUUGUAAUUAGAAAAGGGGAGUCAAGUUUGAGAUACACACAGAGAUUGUCUUCCUCAGAUAUUAAGCUACAAUUUCUUUUCACUAUUUUUUAUGUUCUAGUGUUAAAUUUUAGUUUUCUAGAUAUAUUCGAAAAACAAAGUGUUUUUUCUUUCUUGAAUCUUCAUGGCCUUAAUUUGAGGGGCGCCAGAAACUUUUUACAGAGUUCAAGUCUGACGUCUGGUUAGGAAAAAAAAAAAAAAAAGCAAACAAAAUCAGUCUCUUGGACCACACGGAGGGUACAAGACACUGGAUGAGUUGUUAUAAAGAGGAAAAAAGAAUCUAUCACAUAAGCUGUACAGAUUUAAUAGAGAAGAGCUUUUUUUUUCUUUUCUUCAUUAGAAGAAAACUUUGAUAAUUAUUAUGUCAGAGGUAACUAAGUGUCAGAAGAAAACAAAAUGUCUGUUGGGGAAAAAGACUUGGGGGGGAAGAUGAAGCUUUGAAGAGAUUUUUCACAAUGAGGAAAAAAAAGAAAACAUAAGAAAACAUGCUGCAUUGUGGAUGCAGUCUGUUGCAAAUGCUGAACUUGUUUUUUAUUAUCAUAAUUAUUAUUUUACAAGGCAAAGUUGCUGUCAAUGACAUUAGUGCUUUUUAUCUGCCACAUUUUACCUUUUUUAUGAGCUUUAAGCUGUUUUUAGCCCGCUUUGCUUGUCACACUGCAAAAAGUUGAAAAAAAAGAAAAAAAGGAAAAAAAAGAAAAAGAGGAAGAAAAAAAUAUAAAACAAAUGAAAAAAAAAAGCUACAGAAAAAAAAUCUGGCAGUGAAACAAAAACAGUAGAUACAGUAGGAGCUUACGGUUUAAACCAAUCAGUGCAAAAGCAAUAGAAGAAAUUGUUGACAAUUUCUGUAGUCUUUCCUAGUUGUGGAUCAAAUGCAGCCCAUGGAUGGCCAUUUUUAUACCAAAGAUGAAGAGACACUCUGAACCAGAGUUUUGUUUUGUUUUCCUUUCCAUUUUUUCAGUUUGAUUUUGUUGUUGUUGAUGUUGAUGUUGUUGUUGAUGUUAAUGUUGAUAUUGUUGAUGUUGUUGUUGCUGUUGUCGUCGUUUUUUUAUUUGACCUUGAUGGCCGGACCAGUCCUUACUAUCCUUCUUCACAUCUUCUUUUCACCAGUUUAAAGCUCAUUUUUCCACGGUUGUCCAAGCUAUCACACACAGAUGCGCGCGCACACACACACACACACACACACACACAAACACACACACACACACACAUACACACACACACACACACAUAGACAUAUCGAAACAUGCGCACAGAUACAAACUCACACACGCAUCAAACAGUAUUUAAAUAUGUGAUGCAACCGGUGGCAGUUCUACCAAAACUUCACUUCUUCUUAUUGUCUUUUAAUUGACUGAAUAUGUCUCAUCGCUUUCACACACCGUGGGUGCAUUCCACCUCUCUCUCUUUCAGAUCCUGCAGGGAAAACUUAAGAAAACAGAUUGGGGAAUGUUGUUUGCUACGCUCCGUGAUUGUCAAUGCAUUGCUUCCAGCUUUGUGUUCUUACUGAUCUUCAGUCUUUUUAUCUCUUCGAUUCAACCAUAACUAACUCAACCAUCUCUCGGCAUACUGAGCGUCAGUGUUGAACUGAGAAUCUCCCUGCUGCUGUUUGGCCUCGUUUUAAUCUCUGUCGUCUAGACGUCACCAAACCCGGGUCACUUUUUUGAGUAUGCUCAGAAUACCGAAUGAGUGACGUUUACUGCAUAUUAUACAUCAGGUAAGACAAAGAAACUGUACAAAACUGGCUUUAAAGUCUCUAGCAGUGAUUGCAUAAACUUUAUGGCACUUGAUGAUCUUAAUGGUGGAUUAAAAUAGUUGAGAAGCAACAGAAAUGCUUGAAUAUCCCCAAAUAUGUUUCUUUCUUUUCGAUAAAUGAGAAGAUAAGUGUCACUCUCGUGUCGGCAGCUGGUUAGCCAAGGUGGACGCAUAGCCUGGUAACAAAAUUCACCUCACAGCACCUCUAAAGCUCACUAAUUAACACCUCAUAUCUUGUUUGUUUAAUCAGUACAAAAAACAAAGUUCAAACAUAACACUUUGUGGUUUUGCUGGUUUUAUUUGCCAGGCUGUUUCUUGGCUGGCUGCGGUUAUUCUCUGAAAUCUUGACGUCAUUGUGAGGUUGACAGGCAACAAGCGGAGACCACAGGAAGUUUCUGUUUCCAGCUAAUAAAUAUAGCGCUAUAUCUUUAAAACACAUCUGAACAGAAGCAAGGUUGACUCAUUUACUCCCUGAGAGGACACGUUUAAACUAGGGAACUUUGCUUUGUGAGACCUUUUUGCAUCGUGAUACUACCGUAACUCUGUGACACUAAAAGGGCAUAAAGGAAAUGUGUUUAAAGGGUAGAAAAAGGAUUGUUUGUCUUGAACAUCCACCUGAUUAUUUGUCCAACCCAGGCAGGGGAGGUCAGCACACCUAUGGGAGCUAACUAGGCUCCUCACCAGCCAUAACGAGACGUUGAUGGCAGCUCCUUCCUCGACCUCACAGCUGAAUGUCAGUUACACCCCUGGUUGUCCCAAUUUGUUGCACAAACAAACCUGUCUCAUCUCAUCCCGUCUUCCCAUCCCAGAGCUGCGUGAGGUUUGCAAUGACUUCAUCUCUGAGGAUUGUCCCAGCAAACAUUGCCUGUGGGACAGUGGUCAUUUCUGCCCCCACUACAGCAGCCUGUGUGUGUCAGGUGCACAGUGUGUCUGCUGUGUUCAUUCGCUCUGCCCCACAUUGGUGCCACAGCACUAAAAAAGACCCAGUUUUUCCCUGCUUCGCUGGCACCAUUAAUGUGCCAUGGCCAAGCCGGGCUCCU